AGCUAUGGACAAUGAACACAAUUGCAUUUUAUCGAUAGCAAUUUGAAUAGAUACCGUUACGAGAUCCUGAGGCCCAUUGUUGUGCCAUUCAUCCAACGCCAUCACCUCAUGUUUCAGCAUGAUAAUGCAUGGACGGCCCCAUGUCGCAAGGAUCUGUACAUAAUUCCUGGAACGUGAAAAUGUCCCAGUUCUUCCAUGGCCUGCAUACUCGCCAGACAUGUCACCCAUUGAGCAUGUUUGGGAUGCUCUGGAUCGACAAGUACAACAGCGUGUUCCAGUCCCCGCCAAUAUCGAGCAACUUCGCACAGCCAUUGAAGAGGAGUUUUAAAUAUAUAUAUUUCACCUUUAUUUAACCAGGUAGGCUAGUUGAGAACAAGUUCUCAUUUACAACUGUGACCUGGCCAAGAUAAAGCAAAGCAGUGCGACAAAAACAACAGAGUUAAACAUGGGAUAAACAAACGUACAGUCAAUAACACAAUAGAAAAAUCUGUAUACAGUGUGUGCAAAUGAAGUAAGGAGGUAAGGCAAUAAAUAGGCCAAUAGUGGCAAAGUAAUUAAAAUUCAGCAAUUUACACUGGAGUGAUAUAUGUGCAGAUGAGGAUAUGCAAGUAGAAAUACUGGUGUGCAAAAGAGCAGAAAAACAAAUAUGGGUUUGGUUGGUUGGAUGGGCUAUUUACAGAUGGGUUGUGUACAGCUGGGGUUGUGUACAGCUGCAGCGAUCGGUAAGCUGCUCUGACAGCUGCCGCUUAAAGUUAGUGAGGGAGAUAUAAGUCUCCAGUGGGACAACAUUCCACAGGUCACAAUCAACAGCCAGAUCAACUCUAUGGGAAGGAGAUGUGUCGUGCUGCAUGAGGCAAUUGGUGGUCACACCAGAUACUGACUGGUUUUCUGAUUCACUCCCCUACCUUUUUUUUAAGGUAACUGUGACCAACAGAUGCAUAUCUGUAUUCCCAGCUGUGAAAUCCAUAGAUUAGGGCCUAAUUAAUUAAUUUCAAUUGACUAAUUUCCUUAUAUGAACUGUAGCUCAGUAAAAUCUUAACAAUUGUUGCAUGUUGUGUUUAUAUUUUUGUUCAGUGUAAAAGUAGCAGCUAGAGAGAGCCCUUUAUAUGGAAUAUAGUGCAAUUUGGGAUGCAAGAAAGGGAGACAUGCCCCUGUGCCAUUACUGACCUCCAUUAGGCUAUGAGGUUAAUCCCAUGCUGCUCUGAUUCCCCUCACCAUGUUUACUUGGUUCUAUGGUAUUUGGUAAUAUAAUUACAUAACUGAUUCAUUAAUAACAUACCUGAUUCAUUAAUUACAUAACUGAUUCAUUAAUUACAUAACUGAUUCAUAGGAGCUCUGUGUUUGGGGUUGUUGUUUAACACCUUACAUGCACACAGACAGAGAUAACAGUAUUGUAAUUUAAAUGCUUUUUACCCACAUAACCUAACUCAGAACAGGAAAAUCAUGUUAUCAAAGAUUCCAAAGAAAAUAAGGAAUAUACACACGAAUGGACAUAUACCUCAUGAAGUCAUUUAGAAGAGGCAUUGAGAAGAGGCUCUUGUUUGUGAAUCAAGCGCUGUAUGCUGCGUCACAUUGCCCAGGUAAACUACAGGAGACUGUUUAUGGGGGCGGAGUUGAGAGCGCGCGCGGGUCUCGGUCGAUAUAGACCGAGGCUUUCAUUUCUUCACUAGAGGUUACAGCUGAGUUGACGACUCACAUACAAGAGCAAUGAACGGUCCGGUCGACUCGGAUUAUCGGAGACGCAUUUUGUGAAUUUUCCGAAUUUGAACAUCUUUUCAGUCUCGGAAAUCAGAAUACGAACCGUUACAAUGUCACACACGGAGUUUGAGGUAGCUGGACGCGGCUUCCCAAGCCUUUCCGUCGAACUGAAAGAUGACUGCUUAUCUGGCCGGGUCCCGUCGAUGACACGGAGGAACAACUUGGGUGCCAGGAGAAACUCUUAUGGACUUCACAAAAUUAACAUGGACAUCGACCCACAACUCUAUGGUGGAGCGCUUUCAAAGGCUCUUUCCGGGUCCGCGGAGAAUAUUUUAACUUUAACGGAGGCCAGAGUUGAGGACCACAAAACGGAGACUCCGUUGGCGUCUCCAUCUCCGGUCUCCAUCCCGGGCGCGAGCAUCACCGGCAGCAAGUCCCCCUGUACCCAAGUCAAGGACCCGGUCACCCCUCUGGUGAACAACUGGAGCUCGAUCCUGAGCCCCAACAGACAAGAUGCCAGCUCGGACUCAGACAAUGAGCUUGUUCAAAACAAACCACACGACGUGUUGUCACGCAGUCCGUAUGAACGCAAAUGGGAACAGGAGGAGAGGGAGGACAUUGAGACCAAAGCUGUGGCCACCUCACCUGAUGGAAGAUACCUGAAAUUCAACAUUGAGAUUGGGAGGGGUUCGUUUAAGACCGUUUAUAAAGGACUGGACACAGAGACUACUGUGGAAGUGGCAUGGUGCGAGCUGCAGGUGAGUGACAGACAUCAUUUUACAUUAUCGUCAUGAAACAAUGGUGAUCAUGAUGUUAUCAGACCUUUUUUCUCGUGCUGAAUUGCUAAUAUGAUAAACAUCGUUAAUUUAAAUCUAUUGGCACCAUAGAAGUUAUUCUUAUUUAUUUUUUGUGCAUGUGAUGUAGUUCAUGGGGAUAAUUAGCCUGAUGCUUGGUGACACUGCUAUGACACUACCAACUGCCAGUAGUAGGUUAUGUAGUGACAGUGGACCAGGUGGGACAUAGACACCUCAGAGUCCUAGGCCUAUACUUUUCUCCUUCACUUUAGAAUAGGCCUAAUUCAUAGGCCUACACUCUCAGUACAAAACCCCAACAACCUCAUGGGUCUCCCUCUGGUGAAAGUUCCAGAGCAAUCUGUGACAUUGGUUGGU
This is a messenger RNA of Salvelinus fontinalis (brook trout), 2867 nucleotides long. Its product is annotated as serine/threonine-protein kinase WNK1-like. NCBI's taxonomy places the organism in Eukaryota, Metazoa, Chordata, Actinopteri, Salmoniformes, Salmonidae. The transcript is spliced from 2 exons. The record is from RefSeq and is a predicted model, not a curated record. Gene Ontology annotation, molecular function: chloride channel inhibitor activity; protein serine/threonine kinase activity; potassium channel inhibitor activity. Bases 1809 to 2492 code for a protein of 227 amino acids. Gene Ontology annotation, biological process: monoatomic ion homeostasis; intracellular signal transduction; positive regulation of sodium ion transmembrane transporter activity. Gene Ontology annotation, cellular component: cytoplasm; cytosol.